AUGGGACUUCAGGAACCGGGGCCCCGGGGCUGCGUCAUGACGUACCUCGAAGACCAGAGCGCCAAUGGGACUUUUGUCAAUGACCGCGUGGUGGGCAAGGGCAGGAAGGUUCUUCUGGCUCACGUGGCCAAAAUUGCCCUGUCUUUGCCGCACAACAAAGUGUUUGUGUUCUCUGACCUCAUGGAGGCUGGCCCUCAGCUGGAAUAUCCCAAGGAACUGCGGGAGAAAUACAUCAUCUCAAAGACGCUGGGCAGUGGGGCCUGUGGAGAGGUGAAGCUGGCCUUUGAAAAGGACACCUAUAGCAAAGUUGCCAUAAAAAUCAUCAGGAAGUGCAAGUUUAUGACUGACCUCUUGCCACAAGUGCAGGACAAACCUUUUAACAUUGAAACGGAAGUGGGUAUCUUGAAGAAGAUCAACCACCCCUGCCUAAUCAAGAUAAUAGACUUCUUUGAAGGAAAAGACUUUUACAUUGUGUUGGAAUUGAUGGAAGGUGGGGAACUGUUUGACAAGGUUCAGCGACCAGCACGGUUGAGUGAAAGAACUUGCAAACUGUAUUUCUACCAGAUGUUGUUGGCUGUACAGUACCUUCACAAACAUGGCAUAAUUCACCGGGAUUUGAAAUUAGAGAAUGUGCUUUUAUCGUCUACGGAAGAGAACUGCCUUGUCAAGAUUACAGAUUUUGGGCAAUCCAAAAUUGUUGGAGAAACUUCUCUCAUGCAAACAUUAUGUGGUACUCCCGACUACCUUGCUCCAGAAAUUCUACAUUUUGCUGGAACAGCUGGAUAUGGACGAUCUGUGGACUGCUGGAGCCUUGGAGUGAUUCUCUUUAUGUGCCUCUCUGGCUACCCGCCCUUCACUGAGAAACGUGCUGGCCCGUCUCUGAGAGAGCAGAUUGCCAGUGGAGACUACUAUUACGUUGAAGAAGUGUGGAAGGACGUAUCCAAAGAUGCUUUUGACCUGGUUGAGAAGCUGCUAGUUGUGGACCCCACCAAGCGCUUGAAAAUAGGAGAGGCCUUGGAGCAUCCCUGGCUGCAGGAUGAAAAUAUGAGGCGUACUUUUCAGCAGUUACUGGCUCAAGCGCAGGACGCUGACCCUCCGCCUCGGACUUUGGUGCGUAUUCCUUCCCUUUGCCUUUCAUUUUGUUCCAGAAGGGCCCGCGGCUGUAAGCCCGGCUUGCCGUAAUGCUAUGCCAGGAGCAGGGCUCCUCCCAUGUCCGACUAAGCGGUGCCCGGGGACCCCGCGCUGCUCGAGUCUGGGGGCCGAGGGCCCGGCUC
Molecule: messenger RNA, 1274 nt
Organism: Python bivittatus (Burmese python)
Lineage: Eukaryota; Metazoa; Chordata; Lepidosauria; Squamata; Pythonidae
Source: RefSeq, a predicted model, not a curated record